AUGCGAGUUAGCUUCGGCACCCGGAUCGAGGGUUUCAACCGUAUUCCGUUUCCAUCUCGCGUAAACCCGAUGCGUGUGAGCCGGGAGACGGCCCCGGUGCGCCCAUGCCGGCCCCGGGGUCUCGUCACCAAAGCGGUGGCGGAGGUCGCAGACCCUCCCGCCGGCGAGGCCUCCCCAGAGCCGGAGGCGUACGGCGCACUGGGGCCGCGCUCCUACCCACUGGCGGCGGUGGUGGGCAUGGACCACAUCAAGCAGGCCCUGCUCCUGGGAGCGGCGGACGUGGGCCUGGGCGGCAUCGCCAUCGCCGGGCGGCGCGGCACCGCCAAGUCGGUGAUGGCCAGGGGGGUCCACGCCUUGCUGCCCCCCAUCGAGGUGGUGGAGGGCUCCAUCUGCAAUGCCGACCCCAGUGACCGCGGGGGGUGCAAGCCGCUGCUGAUUGCCACCUACAACCCUGAGGAGGGGACCCUGCGUGAGCACCUGCUGGAUCGCAUCGCCAUCACCCUCUCUGCAGGCGAGCUGGAUGGGGUGACGGCGGGAUGGGUUAAAAAUGUGCCGUUUUCUCUGGAGGACAGGGUCAAAGCGGUGGACGCCGCCUCGAGGUUCCAAGACGCCUCGGCCCCCACUCUGGCAGAGGCCGCGGAGCUCACAGAAUCGCUGCGCACCAACAUUACUUUUGCAAGGGAGUACCUGCCGGACGUCCAGAUCCAGGAGAAGCAGAUCGAGUACCUGGUGGAGGAGGCGCGGCGCGGCGCGGUCAUGGGCCACCGCGCGGAGCUCUUCGCGGUGCGGGUGGCCCGAGUGAGCGCGGCGCUGGAGGGCCGGGAUCGUGUGGACGCCGAUGACCUGCAGAAGGCCGUGCAGCUGGUCAUCCUGCCGCGCGCCCUGAUCAAGGACCGGCCGCCGGAGGAGUUCAUGUUUGAGGCGGAGGGCGUGAUCCUGGACCCGGCCCUCCUGGCGCUGGCCCAGGCGCAGCAGCGCGCGCAGGGCCGGUCCGGGCGCGCCAAGACCCUCAUCUUCAGCGAGGACCGGGGGCGGUACAUCAAGCCCAUGCUGCCCAAGGGCGACAAGCGCACCGACAUGCGGGCCAAGCGCAUGGCGCGCAAGGCCGGCGCGCUGCUGGUCUUUGUGGUCGAUGCAAGCGGAUCCAUGGCUCUCAACCGUAUGGCCGCCGCCAAGGGCGCGGUGAUGCGGCUGCUGUCGGAGUCGUAUGCGUCGCGUGACCAAGUGUGCCUCAUCCCCUUCUAUGGUGACCAGGCCCAGGUCCUGCUCCCGCCGUCCAAGUCCAUCGCCAUGGCCAAGAGGCGGCUGGACUCGCUGCCAUGCGGCGGCGGCUCGCCUCUGGCGCACGGCAUGUCCCUGGCCGUGCGGACCGCCCUGCAGGCCCGGCAGCGGGGGGAGGUGGGCAGGGUGAUGCUGGUGCUCAUCACCGACGGUCGGGCCAACAUCGGGCUGGCGCGGUCCAACGAGGAGCCGGACGCCAUGGGACCGGAUGCUGUCAAGCCUACCACGGAGCAACUGAAGGAGGAGGUGCUGCUGAUGGCGCGGCGUGUGCUGGUCAGCAACCUGCAGAUGCUGCUGAUCGACACCGAGAACAAGUUCGUGUCCACCGGGUUUGCUGAGGAGAUUGCCAAGGCGGCGGGGGCCAAGUACUACUACCUGCCCAAUGCCUCCGACAAGUCCAUUGCGGCGGCCACCACGUCGGCGAUGAACGAGGCCAAGAUCUCGCCCUGA
Molecule: messenger RNA, 1731 nt
Organism: Auxenochlorella protothecoides
Lineage: Eukaryota; Viridiplantae; Chlorophyta; Trebouxiophyceae; Chlorellales; Chlorellaceae
Product: Magnesium-chelatase subunit ChlD, chloroplastic
Exons: 10
Coding region: 1-1731 (576 amino acids)
Source: RefSeq, a predicted model, not a curated record